Molecule: messenger RNA, 933 nt
Organism: Dracunculus medinensis (Guinea worm)
Lineage: Eukaryota; Metazoa; Nematoda; Chromadorea; Rhabditida; Dracunculidae
Source: the annotation of a GenBank genome assembly
AUGCUGGCUAUCAAAAUUUUGCCAAUAUUACAGGUGUCAGUCGAUACAAUGGCCAUUACUGCUUUACCAUUGAGUUAUUGGCUAAAAGAACGUUUAAAAAGUUGGGUUCAGCUUUCCGGUCAUGAAGGUACAAUCGUACCCGCUACGGACCGAACAUUAUGGAAGAGAAAAUCUUGCAACGAUUCGAAUGAAGCCACUGCCUAUCGAAGACUUAUGGAUGAUCCAUGCCUCGAAGGCUUUGUACCCCGAUUUUACAAAGAACUUGAAUACAAAGAUGAAACAUUCAUCGAAAUUGAAGACCUUACAUCGCAAUUCAAUUCACCAGUGAUUAUGGACAUUAAAAUGGGAACGAGGACAUUUUCGGAGAGUGAAGCAAAAAAUGCUGUAAAAAGGAAUGAUUUAUAUGAAAAAAUGAUAGAACUAAAUCCAGACGAACCAACUAAUGAAGAAAAUAACGAGAAAGCAAUUACGAAAUUACGAUAUAUGCAAUUUCGUGAGGCUCAAAGUUCCACUACUUCAUUCGGAUUUCGCAUAGAAGCAGCUAAAAUGCCAGGUGGAAUUCUUCAAAAAAAUUUUAAAAAAAUUAAAUCACGCACUGAUAUCGCGAAGACAUUAUGGGCAUUUUUUGGCGAAAAUUUAGCCAUUAGCAAUCAGUUCUUAUGGCGACUCUGCCAGUUCCGACAAGCUGCAGAAGAGUCCGCAUUUUUUCGUGAGUAUGAGAGCCUUCUUUUGCAGAUCAUCGGCAGUUCCUUAUUAUUGAUGUAUGAUUCUAAGCGAGUCGGUGCUUGGAUGAUUGAUUUUGCAAAAUCAGUGCCUGUUAAAGAUCAAAAGAUAAGUCAUCGAGAGAAGUGGAUACUGGGAAAUCAUGAAGAUGGCUAUCUGACUGGACUUGAUAACUUAAUUAGCGUAAGCUUAUUCACUUCCGAUUUAUAA